Molecule: messenger RNA, 1462 nt
Organism: Scatophagus argus
Lineage: Eukaryota; Metazoa; Chordata; Actinopteri; Scatophagidae
Exons: 7
Coding region: 141-1121 (326 amino acids)
Source: RefSeq, a predicted model, not a curated record
UUUCCACUAGUGUGACUAAGAAGGUAGAACUCUCUGAUAGAACUCUCUGAUAAGAGCUGUUUGCCUAUUGAUGUUGACUGACUACGCAGUGCCAGUUGUCUGUUUCCUGGUGGCUGUACACUUCAGACUUUUACAGGACAAUGGAUAAUACCUACAUACCUAAGCAGAAUGGGAGGCACUCAAAAAUCAGCAAAGUUUUGUUGCUGCUGUUUCUUGCAGGCCUUCAGCCAGUACUGUCUGCAGAUGAACUGACCCCGGAACUAGAUAACACUGCCGAGGAAGAAUGGACAUUGAACAGUACAAUUGUUGGUCCGGACUACGUGACUGUGGGAGUGCCAAGCAGUGUUGCGUGUUAUGCCAGCUGCCUCGCAUGUACCUAUUCCAUGUCUUUGGAUAGACAGGUCGCCCAGGGUCAAGGCAACGUGCUGGCCUUCACUGUUAACAGCUGGGUGGACACCUUAACAGUGACAUGUUCUGUCACAGAUGACAAUGCAAGGCUGAGCACCACUACAAAGAAAAUACAAGUGUUAGCUGGACCUGCCAACGUUUCCAUCACAGGCCCUGAUUUGAUGAAUCCAAUGGUGAGCCACACUUACAGUUGCCACGCCCACUGUUGGCCAUCGUGUACCUACGCCUGGAGGACAGAUGAAGGCCCAUGGAUCAGUGGCCAAGGGAAUGUUAUUUCUAUCACUCCUCAGGAGAUGGACAACUUCAAAAUUCUCAUCUGCAAAGCCACCAAUAGUGUGUCUGGGCUGUUUGUCACUGCUAAUCGAAAUAUUGCUGUGACAAUGGGUCCAUCAGACAUUCAGAUCAAAGGCCCUGAUGUACUAGAUAUUGCUGAAAAGUAUAAGUUUGUGUGUACUUCUGAAUGUCUACCUUCUUGUCGCUACGUGUCGUCUGUGGGCAGUCAGACUGUGAGGGGAAAUGUGAUUGAGGUGACAGUGGAUCAUCCGCUUAAAUCUGUCACUCUCAAGUGUGAAGCACAAAACACUGCUUCAAGGAAGACAGCGACAGUCUUAAAAACCGUACAGAUUAAAGAUCACAACUUAUCCACUCGGCCUGAAGAGACUUCAGGUGUGCUGCUGCUGACCCUCAUCAUUUGUGCUGCCUUCACACUGUGAUCACUGCACACAGGUUUUGCUACGUCCUUUGAAGGAAUUUCUGAUGAAGAAAUGUACUGUGGAGAAGCAGUGAGUCAUUUACCUGUGAUCUCAGCCUGCACAUUAUUCUUUGCCAUUUGUCUAACAUGUUGACAGUGGGCCGAACCCUGUUUGCACUUUCUAGUAAGAGAUGUGGAGAAGCAAUUAAAUACCAACGGGUGCAGGAGGGAGUGUGCACAUGUAAUGUCAGAAUUAGUUAACUUGUGAAGAUAUUCUUAAGAUUCUUGUACACUGAUACAUCUGAAAUCUUGAAAAUGUGCCCAUACAUAAAUAAAAUGCACUGAUGGCUUUUUACCACAAGA